AUUAAAUUAUGUAUUGUUUUUCAUGGUGCUCUAUUUACUCAGUAUCAAGAAAGUGCUUGUAAAACAGCAAAAAAACUAGGAGUUAAUUUGUUAAAUAUUGAUGAUUGUUUUAUUAAAUCAAUUGCACAUUCACAAAACUCAACUAUUCGAAAUUUAAUUGAUUCUAAAUACCAAGAAUUUUUUAAAGAUUAUGUUGAUUCAAAUAUUGAAAAUCAUCAAUUAGUUAAAGAUCAUGAAGUGUUAGUUUUUAAUAAAAUACCUAAAAUUGAUGUACUUAAUUCUUUAGAUUUAUUGAGUCAAUAUGAGUACAAAAUUGAGGCAAUUCAUUUAUUAGAAAAUAUAUUAAAGAUAACAGGAAAAUUAAAGAGUGAAAAAAAAAAAUCUAAAAACGAUACAUUUCUUGAUGUUGAUAUAACCCAACUUGUAAAAAUUUUACAAGAUGGAUUAUUGGCUGAUCAUUUUGAAGAUGGUAUUGUCAUUCAAUCAUUAAAAAAUAAUUUUAUAAUAAAUGAAACAACAAUGCUUUCGACAAUCAUUCAGCUACUGUCACCAAUACAUUCUGAAGAAAAAGAAAUGUUAGAAUCUAAGCUUAAAAAAAUCGAUGAAAUGCCUGAUGAAGAGUUUCAUUUACUUUCAGAGGAUGAUAAAAAUUUAUACAUUGAAAAAAUUCAAAAACCAAGAAUUGAAGAAGCUCAAUUGAGACGUCAAAAAAUGUAUAAAAAAAUAUCAACAUUAAUGAGUCCAAAUUUAACAGAAAAUAAUGAUACAAAAGAAGUGAAAGUGAAAGAUUCAAGCUCCGAUAUAAAUUCAGAUAUACAAAAAACAACAACAGACAAUGUAACUAACAGUAAUAUUUUAAAAGAUGAUAAUGCUCAUCAACAUGCUUCUGAAUCAAAUCUUUAUUCGAUUUUAUCACCCAUGGAAAAACCAAAAAUUCAUAAAAAUCAUCAAUUCGAAUUAUUGGACUCAAUUAAUAAUGAAAAUCCAGAUUCACGUAUUAUUAUUCAGGCUGGUGAAUCAAGAGUAUUUAAAAUUAUAUUUAAACCCAAGAAAAGUGGUAAAUUUAAAAAUGAAUUUGUCAUUAGUAUUAUUGGAAGUAACGGUCAAUAUCGUCGUAUAUUCAUGACAGGUCAAAAAAAAACUAAAUACAUUGUAUUAAAAAAUAAUUCAACUUUAAUUCCUGUAUUUUGGAGAAUAAAAAGAUCUGAAAUAUUAAAUCAACAAAUUAUUGUACCUCAAAAAUCCGGAUGGAUUUAUCCAACAAUGGAGUGUAAAAUUGAAAUAUGUUUUAUUGGAAUGUUGAUUGGUGUUAUGGAACAAUCAUUAAUUCCAAUCUGUAUAUUUUUAUAUGAGAAUGAUGAUGAUCCAUUCUCAAUAGAAACAAUAAGAGUAGCUGGAGAAACAUUUGAUGUAAAUAUUAAUUUACAAGAUUCUCUUCCAAUUAAAUUUGGAAUUGUUAGAACAAAUCUUAUAAUUAAUCCACAAGCUGGAAAGCUUGAACCAGGUAAAGUUUUUAUUAUAAAUAUAUUUUUUACACCAACUAUUGAAAUGGAUAUAAAAGAAAUUGCACUUUUAAAAUGUAAUUUGUAUGAUGAAAAUAAUACGACUUUGGUUGUAACAAAAAUUCCAUUGACAGUGUCGAUAUUUGCACAAUAUCCAAUAGUUAAACUUCAUCCUAAUUAUGAGUUGAUGUUCGGCCCAAUGACUAUGAAAUCAUCCAAAAAACUAAUUUUAUCUAUUGAAAAUUCUGAAAUUGAUAAUAAUAUUGUGACUAAUCAAAUGGAGAUAGGUCCAUUUAAGCUUGAAAAAAAUGAGGGUUUUAUUGAAAUUGGAAAAAUUGAAGAAAUCAUAAUUGAAGCUUAUCCUCAAGUUAUAGGAAAAAUUGUUGAAAAAAUUUUAAUAAAAAUUCUUGGAGGUUCUCCGAGUGAUGCCAAUGGAAGACUAUUAAAAUUAUCAUUAGAAUCUUGUAUGCCAAAAAUUGAUUUUAAUGACUUUAAAUUAAUAUUUCAAGAUAGCCAUAUUGUUAAUGAGCCUAAUGAUUUUAUAUGCUCACUUGAUAAAGAAUACACAUUGCGACUACGUAAUUCAGGUCUUGUUGCGUCAGAUGUUGUCAUUGAUAUCAUUAAAAAUUCAUCAACAUCAAAAUCUUUAGUACCUGUAUUUGUUGUUGAUCCUGUUAAAGCAACUAUUUCUCCGCUGGAAACUCAUGUAUUUACAAUUACAUUUAGUCCAACAAUAAUAAAAAAAUACAGCUAUUUUUUGGAAGCAAGAGUUUUACUUCCUCCAGAUAUGACCUCUGAUAAAUUGUACAUUGAAAUUAUUGGCAACAGCUGCGUGCCAGAAAUUGACCUCAUUGAACCGUCAAUAGAUUCUAAGCGAGGUCAUGCAUAUUUGAAAUUUGGUCAGUGCCUUGUGGGUGAGACAAGCAUUAAAAAUAUUUCAUUCAAAAAUACUGGAAAAGUCAAAACUCAAGUACUCAUUGAGAUUCAUAGGGAAUUUACAAAGUUAAUAGUUCUAUUUAAACCAGAUGAGCCAAUAAUAAUUGAAGCAAAAAUUUGUUUAUUUUUUACGAAUAAUCCAUAUGAACAAUUGACAGUUAAUUUACAAGGUGAAGGUUUUAUUGAGCCGGUUGUUUUUGAGGGUUUACAACUUGAAGAAAAAAUUUUAAUAAAUAACUCUGAUGAUGACAGUAUAAAAUCAAAAGAAAAAUUAGAAUCAUCAUCAUACUUAGUUUAUAAAAUAAAUAUGGACUCGUGUUUUAUUGGAAAAACUGAAUCCGUAUCUUUCAAAAUUGUCAAUAAAUCUAGUGACAAAUAUUUUAAAUUUGAAUUAAUAAGUCAAUAUUCUGAUAUUUAUUUUUUACCCUCUGUUGGACAUUUGGGAUAUUUUGAUUAUAAAGAUAUUACUUUGUCAUUUAGAUCAUUAUGCCCUGUUCAUUAUACUCAAACGUUAUUAAAUUGCAAAAUCAAUGAAAUCAAGUUAUCAAAUAGUCCCCGAGGCAUAGCUUGGGAUAAUCAAUGUUUCACGGUUGAUUGGAAAACACCAAAGCAAUUCUCAAAUGAAAACCAAGUUUUUUUAACUCGUAUUCAGAAUAUUGCAGAUGAACCACAGUACGAAAUUGUCAAUGACAUUGUCAGAACGAUUCAAUUAAAUUUUUCAGCAACAGCAGCUUAUUCUGUUUAUUCAUGUUCUACAGAGAAAAUACAUUUCGAAGAUACAUUCAUCUUCCAGAAAAUCAAAUUAUCAUUUCAUAUUGAUAAUUCAGGCAUCGUAGAUUUGAUUUACAAAUGGAAAAUUAUUAAAAAAGAUAAAUCAAUAGACUCAUCAUUUAAUUCACUUGAAAAUUUAUCAAGUUCAACAAGUUUAACACAAUUUUCUUCUUUAAAAAAUGUAGUAGUUGAUGAAAUAUUGCCGUUUAGUAUUACACCUGAAUUUGGUAUUAUUAAACCAGGAAAAACACAAGAAUAUUUUCUCACUUUUAUACCAAAAGUUGUAAAUAGCUAUCAAGUAAAUGUCGUUUGUGAUAUUGAUAAUCUUGAUCCAGAAAUAAAAACAUUAAAAAUUGUUGUUGACGGAAAAAGUUUGCCAAUUUAUUAUCACAUUGAUUUGCCAGAGAGUGUUCAUGUAGAUAAUCAUCAUUUAGAUUUAGCAGAAGACACAAGAUUUCUUGAGUUUAAUAUAAUUGGUGUCGGUGAAAAUCAUACGAAAACAUUCAAUCUAAUUAAUCUAACAAUAAAACCUUAUCAUUUUUCAUGGACUGAAAAAAAAUCAUUAAACAAAAAUGAUAAAUCUUAUUUUCAUUGUAAAUUUAAAAAAGGCAUUGUAGAAGCUGAAUCAUCAACAAAAAUAUCAUUUGUAUUAUCAGCUCAAGAUGUUGGAAAAUUUGAAUCAUUGUGGACACUUUCGAUUGAAGAAUACAAAAUUGACAUACCAUUUGUUUUAAUUGGUAAUGUUAAAUUACCUCAUGUUGCUUGUUGUACAGUCAAAAUAAAUCUUGAAAAAACAUAUCCAGGACGACAAGUUGAAAGCACCAUUAGAAUUGCAAACAAGGAAAAUUUGGCACUGACAUUCAAUGUCACUAAACAGGCAUUACAAAAAGGCUUAAGAGUUGAACCUUCAUUUGGUAUCCUCGAGCCAAAUAAAGAUAAAUUUUUUCGAAUUAUAUUUAAACCAUGGCAAAUAGGUCCCUUGAAUACAACCUUGAAAAUUUUUGUAGAAAAAAUGAAAAAACCAUUGAAAGUUUUUAUAACUGGUGAGGUAAUUGAAUUAAAAUCACGUAUAACAUAUAAAUGA
Molecule: messenger RNA, 4293 nt
Organism: Aphidius gifuensis
Lineage: Eukaryota; Metazoa; Arthropoda; Insecta; Hymenoptera; Braconidae
Product: hydrocephalus-inducing protein-like
Exons: 10
Biological process (GO): cilium movement; axonemal central apparatus assembly
Cellular component (GO): axoneme
Source: RefSeq, a predicted model, not a curated record